UGUCCCGCCCUCUUUCGGCCGCCCCUCCAUUGAAACAAGAUGGCGCCGUCAUGGGGACCCUGUCCUGUGGUGAUGGCUUUACUAUGGCUGGCUUUCUGCAGUCGGGGCCACACUGACUCGGGGACGGAGGAGUACUUGAAGCGGGCGCAUAGCCUGACAAAGCCCUACCAGGGUUUGGGAGCUUCAAGUUCUGGUACUUUCUGGGACAUUAGUGGAAACACAAUGGUGACCGCCCAUUAUGUACGGCUGACUCCCGACCUGCAGAGUAAACAGGGAGCUAUUUGGAACCGCAUUGCUUGCUUGAUGCGAGACUGGGAGAUGCAGGUACACUUCAAAAUCCAUGGACAAGGAAAGAAGAAUCUAAACGGUGAUGGGAUUGCUGUGUGGUACACCAAAGAUCGCAUGCAACCAGGUUCAGUAUUUGGAAGUAAGGAUCUCUUUUCCGGACUCGGAAUAUUCUUGGAUACCUACCCAAAUGAGGAGAAACAGCACGAGUCUAAGAAGAGGAGAUAUACACCUUCUACUCAGCGAAUCUUCCCGUAUAUUUCGGCAAUGGUGAAUAACGGGAGCUUGUCUUACGAUCACUCGCGGGACGGUCGGCCCACGACGAUCGGAGGAUGCACGGCUCUCGUGAGAAAUCUCAACCACGACACCUUUGUUGUGAUCCGUUACCUGAAGAGAAGACUCACGGUUAUGAUUGAUAUUGACGGCAAGAAUGAGUGGAAAGACUGCAUUGAUUUCCCUGGCAUCAGACUGCCAAUGGGUUAUUAUUUUGGUGCUUCUUCUGCUACUGGAGACUUGACAGAUAAUCACGACGUUAUAUCAGUAAAGGUCUAUCAGCUAACGGUGGAAAAAUCUCCUGGCGAUGAGGAGGAGGAAGAGGAUGAGGAGGUAUUGGUCCCCAGUGUGGACAACUUCAGCAUGCUAGGAGAUGAUCUGGAAUCUGAGCCGAUGAGUGGCGUGACAUUGUUCUUCAUCAGCUUUUUCUCACUCGUGGGCCUCAUGGUGCUGGCGGUGAUUGGAAUCAUCGUCUUCCAGAAGUGGCAGGAGCAGAGCCGUAAGCGCUUCUACUGAGGCCCAUGCGGCCACCACUGGGAACCGCAGGGCUUGGGAUGACGUUCCUUCAUCGGGGAUGAUGAUUGCACCAGCUUGGCUCUUCAAUGUUACUCUGUGUACAGCUAGCUGCUGGACCUUGCCUUGUUCUUGGGCAGCUAUAGUCCCCACUGUCACAAAGCAAUCGACUUGGGCGAAUUGUAACGAGAGAACAGACACAAUAGUGAAGACUUCCAUCGCAUCUAUGUGAAAGCACUGCAGAAAAAUAACCCCAUUGGAAGACAAAGGCGAAGGAAGAGUUCUUACAACAUCCUUCUCUCGCUGAACGAGGUGACAUCGUUGUAUGGUGUCUAUGGAAUGUUGGGAUUACUGACCUCAUCUAAAUAUGGUAUUCCUCUCAUCACCACUGUGGGCAUUGAAGAAGCCUAUUGUUCUCUGCAAGUUGAUACAAGUUAGAACAAGGGAAACCAAAAUGAGGAAGGUCAUUAAGUGACUACCUCUUUUAAUUCUGACCCAAUAGGACAUGUGCUCUGUGGAGUUGAUACUGCUCUGCCUGCAGUGAGACCUUAUUACUUGUGUUCAGCUGUGUUUAUUUUUCAGGGAAGUGAGAAGAGGCACUUGAAAUGUUUCAUGAUCUAUGUUAAAAUGAGUAGACAUUUUUAAAAAGUGUGUGGGGAAGUUGAAUGUUUUGUGCUGGUGAUUUAAAUGUUUCCCUGUGACGGGAAUGAGAUUUCUGUUCUGAUAAUGCAUCAGAAUAAAAAGGCAUCAGCUGGAACUUGGAAGGUAGGCGGGACUGCAGAUCAGCUGCUUUUGGUACAAGUAGUUGCUUCCUGUGUGUAUGAAGGGUGAGGGUACACUGCCGAGGGGAUGUAUUUAGGUCUUAAUGUGUCUGCUUUCACUGUGCUUGGUACUUUGAAACCCCAUCUCUACCCCAGCCUGCUGUGUGUAUUGAGGGCAGUUCUAUUUUAGUCCUUGCCACUACUGAGCUACAAAGAGCACUGGGUGCAGUUUGCUGGUCCCUGCUUCCCGAUGUGUUAACCUUGUUGUGUAUUUUAGGAAUGGUAGUACAGAAAACACAACCAUUUGCCUGGCGUGGUUGACAUUUGAGUGGCAGCUCAUCCAAACCAGUACAUCACCUGGAGAGCAAACAGACUGGUACAUGGAUAGGACAGGUUUAGAAGAUUAUGGGGCCAGGUGUAAUCUAAUGUGGCACUUGAUGCAGGAACCAGUUUCCACUGUGUUGUCCGAAUCAGCAGGGCAGCCGGAAAUGUUCCCCAAUCAUAGCGGGGGUCUUGGAGUGUAAAUUCCGUCCCAUUCCAGGAGCUCACUGUAAUUUAGACUGGAAUCAAAAAUAUAAGGUGACAUCUCCUGUCCUCGCCUGCAAAGAAAAACUCAGAACUAUACAAACCUGACAGUGCGUGGAUUCUAUGGAGGUGGUUGCCCUUGAUGUCAAACUGCCUUUCGUGCUCCGAUCAUCUUAGGUUCUGUGACAGGCUACAAAUUGGACAUGGUCAACCUUGAUCUUCCAAUCCCAUCUGCCAAAGUCACUGCAGAAAACCACUGCCAUUAUUCAGUGGUAUCUGAACAGCUUAGUUACUGAGCGCCCAAUUGAUGAGUGCUGAUCAGAGUUGCAGAUGCACUGUAGAAUGUACAACACUAUUACUGUGUCCCUGGCUCUGCCUGUAAAUGUUUUUUAACAAAGUAAAGCAGAAUGUAGAUAUGAAAUUUAUUUAUGUUCACAUUUAGUGGUAAUGUUAAAAUUAUUAAGUUAUGCAGAAAGCACCAUGUAUUAGGGAAGAAUAGCUCUCCCAAAGUGUUUAUACUACUAUAUGGACGGGAAAGGUAUGGAGGGUUAUGGUCUGAACGCAGGUGUAUGGGACUAGGGGAGAAUACGUGUUCGGCACCGACUAGAAGGGUCGAGAUGGCCUGUUUCCGUGCUGUAAUUGUUAUAUGGUUUUAUAUGGUUACUGAACUUUAAGUUUCAAUGGUUAAUUUUGUUUGUAUAUCCUUUGAUUGAAAAGUGUGUGCACCAUAUCAGGUGGGACAUGGCUGUGGUGCUAGCAGUCCUUCUUCACACUGCAUGACAGAGUUAAAUGGUGCACAUGAAAUUGGAAAAGACUUGCAAAGCCCAUCUACUGCCUUUAGGAUGCAGAAACAAAGAACUACAGAUGAUGGUAAAAGGACACAAAGUGCUGGAGUAAAUCAGCACCUUGCAGCGAGACCUGGGUGUCAUGGUACACCAGUCAUUGAAAGUAGGCAUGCAGGUGCAGCAGGCAGUGAAGAAAGCGAAUGGGAUGUUAGCUUUCAUAGCAAAAGGAUUUGAGUAUAGGAGCA
Leucoraja erinaceus (little skate) is the source of this 3387-nucleotide messenger RNA. Its product is annotated as VIP36-like protein. NCBI's taxonomy places the organism in Eukaryota, Metazoa, Chordata, Chondrichthyes, Rajiformes, Rajidae. The record is from RefSeq and is a predicted model, not a curated record. Gene Ontology annotation, biological process: Golgi organization; endoplasmic reticulum organization; endoplasmic reticulum to Golgi vesicle-mediated transport. Gene Ontology annotation, molecular function: enzyme regulator activity; D-mannose binding. Gene Ontology annotation, cellular component: endoplasmic reticulum membrane; Golgi membrane; COPII-coated ER to Golgi transport vesicle.